Gongylonema pulchrum is the source of this 579-nucleotide messenger RNA. The record is from the annotation of a GenBank genome assembly. Lineage: Eukaryota; Metazoa; Nematoda; Chromadorea; Rhabditida; Gongylonematidae.
UAUGGCGAGCACCAGUCUGCAGAAUCUGAAAAGCUCACAUCGACAGUGCCUCAAGUGCUCAUCGAUAAACUGCAACCGGGGACGGAGUACGAGGUUGCUGUCAAGGUGAUGAUGCCGGGUGGCAUGGAAUCCGCGUGGAGCCUUCGAGAAAUUGUCCGCACCUCCCCAUACGUACUGCCAAUGCAGCAGCAGUCAGAUUCGUUCGAAUUGCGAUGCAGUUUCGAAGAGGCGACACAAUGCGCUUUCGAAUCCGAUCCGCUGGCUCCACUACAGUGGACACGUAUUCGGAGCGAUAGCUAUGCGAAGCACCGAACAGUUGGCCACUCAAAAGGAGAGUAUUUCAUAAGUUUGCAAUCAACGGCAAUGGAUGAGAAUUAUGGCCGACUAAUAUCAACACCUUUCACAUUUGUCGGUGAUCCUAAUUAUUGCCUCAGCGUAUGGAUGCAUAUCACAGAACACAGCAAAGGUUGGUGUCAGUCUCGCUCUAUGGAGUGCUUUGCAACUGUAUUCCAUAAGAACUGCAUUCCACAAUUAAGUCAGGAAAGUCAAACUCGUCUCCGUGAUUCAUUAUAUAAGUGA